AUGGGUAAAGAAGUCGUUGAUAAAGAUGUUAGUUUUUGGUCCUAUAAUGAUGUUGAAAAUUGGUUGAAAUCUAUAAAAAUGGAAAAAUAUGCAAAAUUGCUGGUUCAUGAACACAAGGUGAGUAUUUUUGUGGUUAUUAUUUUUCUGUGAGAAAAUUCCAAAGGAAUAUAUUUUCAGGUUGAUGGCAAGUGCUUGUUGAGUAUAACUGAUGAGGAUUUGAAAAAUCCACCAGUUGCAAUAAAAUGUUUGGGUGACAUUAAACAAAUUAUGUUCGGAAUUGAGCAAUUAACAGCAAGAAGUAGAGCAGCGGUGAGUCUUUUUUUUUUAAACAAAAAUUCAAAGUUUUGAUGCCCCUAACUUCACACAAUCAAAUUAUUUUGUAGACCGAACUUCUUGUCGAAUUCAACGAGCAAAACCAUGUGCAAAUAUCCGGCGAAGAUAUCCUAACAACAACAAGAAAAUCUGAAGUUGUUAGCGAUCAAGAUUCUCUUCUCAAUACACUUUCUCGAAGUGUUGAUGGUCUUUCAACAGUUCAGCUGAUUUCUCGAGAUGAAAUUAUUCGACAAGUUGAAAGUCCGGAUACUUUGACAAAAUCAGUUGCCAAAUUAUUUAUCGCAUUUCUCUAUUCAUUAUCAUCGUUUUUGAUUACUGCUUUUGUUAUGGUUUUGGUGCAUGAUAGAGUUCCAGGUUAGCUUUUUUUGAAGGGUGGAAGAAGAAAUCAAAUUUAUCUAUCCAGGUACUAGAUAGAUGUAUUGUAAGCUAGGUACUUUGGUCAAAAUGCUUUUACGUAUUCGAAAAUUUUUAAUCAUGGGUUAAAUUUUGAUGACAUUAAAUGGCUCUAAAUUACAUUCUGAUCAAAAAUCAAAUCACCCACCUGUUUUAUCUUUUGUUCAAAAAAAACAUUUCCAGACACCAAAACAUAUCCACCACUUCCUGAUAUUGUUCUCGAUAAUGUUCCACAUAUUCCAUGGGCUUUUGAUAUGUGUGAAAUCAUUGGAAUGAUUCUGUCGAUUAUAUGGUUCACAAUUUUAUUAUUCCACAAGGAAAGAAUCGUGAUUGCUCGUAGAAUGUUUUCACUUCUUGGAACCGUAUUUUUGCUUCGAUGUUUUACUAUGAUGAUCACAUCGCUCUCUGUGCCAGGAAUUCAUCUACAAUGUGAAGCGAGGGUAGGUUUUUCUUCACGAUAACGAAAUAUUUGUGGAAUUUACCAGAAACACAAUACUUUCAAAAUCUUAUCUCAAAAUGUUUUAUUUUCAGCCAAACACAACGAUGAGUGAGAAAAUCACAAAAGCUCUUCAUAUUUGGUCGAAUCUCGGGAUGUCUUUACACGGUGUUCGAAGUUGUGGAGAUUAUAUGUUCAGUGGACAUACAACUGUUAUCACGAUGAUUUGUCAUUUCAUCACUGAAUGUGAGUUAAUUUUGGGAUGGUUGAAAAUGUUCAUAAAAGAAAAGGGCCAAUCUGAAGAAACAUAUCACAUGUGUUUUGAUCAGCAAGAGAUCUCAAUUCCCACAGUAAAUCCUCAAACCUUUUUAUUUUCCAGACACACCUUCUACCUGGAAUGGUCUUCAUACAAUUACAUGGGUUCUCAAUAGUUUUGCAAUUUUCCUUAUUCUCGCUGCUCACGAGCAUUAUAGUAUUGAUGUAUUUAUUGGUAAGUAUCUUUUCAUCCAUGUUUUCCAACCACAAAUCACCUCACAUUCUUUUUUUCCAGCAUUUUAUAUAAGUUCUCGUAUGUUCUUAUAUUAUCACGCUUACGCUUAUAACCAUGCAAAUAUAACUGCCAGUGAUGAUCGAAUGAGAGUUUGGUUCCCACUUGGAUGGUUCUUUGAAUAUGGAUCGGUUGGAAAAGUCGAGAAUGAAUAUAGCAUUCCAAUUCCGAUUCCAUGCUUCCGAAACACAGAAUGUAUUGAAUCUAGUCCGAAUGUCAUAAAAAGUUCAGCAAUUCGAAAAUCAGGAAGAAAUGGAAAAGCGAAAAAGUACAACUAA
Messenger RNA from Caenorhabditis angaria, 1987 nucleotides. The record is from the annotation of a GenBank genome assembly. NCBI's taxonomy places the organism in Eukaryota, Metazoa, Nematoda, Chromadorea, Rhabditida, Rhabditidae.